UUUACAAAACUUGCGUCCAUUCAACUACUCUAUUUGCUUCAGAUAGACCCUAAGUGUCUCUCAGAAAGCCAUCCCAAAAGCAAUUUGCGGGGAAAUUACAAACAGAUGGUCAAUAAAAUAGAGCCACAAUGUUUCAAUCCCACAAAAAUGAUUUUAUAUUUGAAGCGAGAAAAAUAGGACUAAUUAGUUGCUCUUUCUUCAUCCACUGCAGCUUCAAGUUGAACAUCUCAACCUACUACUGCAAGAACUCUAUUCUCCUCUUAAAUAUCUUCUUACUUAUGAAAUGAGAUCAAAACUCAGUUUAGCGCUUGCAAAAGAUUAACGUUCUGAAAUAUGAACAGGCUUCUUUGGCUUCCAGAAUCUUCAACAUUCCAGCCUGAAUGGAAUCUAUAUGAUGUCCAAAACACAUUCUUCAAAUGCAUCAGCUGGCAAGUGGAAGAAACCUUGGAGGCCACGAACUGCCCUUAUCACUAUGUCUGCGACAGAGCGUACCCUGCAAAUUUCCCACCAGCUGUUGAUGUCUCGGUCCUCCUCUUCACAUCAGCUUCUUAUCUUGUGACCCUUUUCAUUGUGAUAAUGGAUUUGAGUUCAGGAAGAAGAGGAAUAAGAUCCCCAAACAGAUACUUACUACCUUCUGGUCCAAUUCUCCUCCCUAUGAUAAUCUUAGCCUUUGCUAAAGGCUCUCAGAUAAACACAAUAUUCCCUCUCUCUUACAUGGGUCCUCCAAUUCUUCAACUUGUUCUAAUAUCUGCAUUGUCCUUUGACUACGGAGCUGAUAAGGACAUAAAGUACACUUUUUUUGCAGCAUCCACAGUUUCUGGGAUUCUUCAUGCAAGCCUGUACUUGGAUUCAAUUGUGCUGCCUUACUACACAGGUUUUGAUGCUCUGGUGUCUUCAACAUUUUCAGGUGAGUGUGAGACAUGUGUGUGCAGAAAAGAGGCUUUGGUUGUGGGAGGGAAGCUAGUGAGGUACAGGGGCUGGUCUGUGACCACAUUUUUGGUGGUGGGUGUUCUGUGUUUGAGGAUUUUAUGCAAAAUAGUGUGUGAGAAUGACAAUGGGAAACUUUUGAUGCUCAAAGGCUUGAUGGAGAGGCUGAGUUGGAUAUCAAUAGCAAUUGAUUGUGUUUAUCUGACAGUGAAAUCACCACCAGAGAGAGGAUUGUUGAGAAUUGCUGCUUUUGGAGGCAUUUUGGUUUUGAUUUGCCUUCAUGUCCUCAAAGAGGCAUGCACCUACGUUUAUGACAUGGCCAAUGUGGCGGAAAAUAGGAGAUGGCUAUCCACUCAAUCGCUAACAAAAUAAUCAAAUCGCACGAAUGAUGAAGAACCGCAUGAGUUUUUGGAUAUCUGAAGGCUGAAGCUUACUCCCAUUGUAAUUAAAGCGACUUCCAUACAAAAUGAAAAAAGGCGAGACUCACAUAUGACUUGUUCUUUUACCAAAAAUAUAUAAUUGUUGCGGAUAAUUGCUGAUGGGUCAAUUGAUGAGAAGCUGCUACAUGUGUUUCGUCUUGUUCCA
Messenger RNA from Prosopis cineraria, 1512 nucleotides. RefSeq lists its product as uncharacterized. Lineage: Eukaryota; Viridiplantae; Streptophyta; Magnoliopsida; Fabales; Fabaceae. The record is from RefSeq and is a predicted model, not a curated record. The coding region runs from base 334 to 1299 and encodes 321 amino acids. The transcript has a single exon.